AUGCCAGUACAUACAGUGACCAUCCAUCUCUAUGUAAUUCAUCGUUUGGCAGAUGAGCAUGGCGCCAGCGAGCCGGCUGCUGGUCCUGCUGCUCGUGGCACAUCAUGGGCAAAGCGCCAUUGCAGGUCCGCAUCAUGCAAUCCGAUCGCCAGCAAGCUUGCAAACCACCCUUCUCUUCAUCGCGCCUUCCAGCAUGUUUCAGCGACUCGCCAUGAUGCUGUCGGCCACUGGAGGCUCGAGGAGGCGAAGAAGCAGCGACCGCCAAGGCGGAUCUGCCCCGGGAGCUGCUGCGUCAUCUGCCGACUCAUCUGAGUCAGUCACGCCAUGUGAGCCGCAGCUGCAGAGCCUCACAUGCGGUAGAGAGGAGGGAGAUCUGGUGCUGAAGGAGGCUGCGGGAUGCAUCGACGACCUGAGGGAGAUGGCCAAGACAGCGAUGGGAGAGAUGGAGCAGCUGGAGGAUCAGAUCAAGCAGCUGUUCGUCGCAAAUGGCGGCAUCCUGCAGCCACGGCAGACAGAGGACCGCAUUCGGCUCAAUGUGGGCGGCACUGUCAUGUCAAUCCCCGUGUCGGCGCUUCUCCAUCCCAAGAUGAAGCAGACAUACCUCUCGACGCUGCUUCUGCACUUCACCGACCAGCUGCCGAAGGACGCCAAUCAGCUGCCAUUCCUCGAGAUGCACCCGCCCUACUUCCGCUGGCUGCGUGACCAGCUGGCGCUGCUCGAGAGCCCCCACCUCGAUGAGAUCAGCCUGCACUCACCGGAGGCCGACGAUCCCUCUCAUGCCGAGUACCACUCGCUGUUCAUGCAGACGCUGGGCGGUGCCAUCGAGAUUGGGGAGCAGCCACAGUCAACUGGCACGGCGGCAGAGGGCGGCGGGGAGGGCGGCGCAGAGAGAGGCUUUCGGCAGAUGGAGCAGUGCAUGCGACGCUACGAGGGCCUGCUCGACGGGCUUCGCAAGCAGAAGGAGAAGAUGGAGGCCUUCUUGGUGGCCAUGGGGCCGUUCAUCAAGGGUGACAGCAGCGAUGAGGACACCCAGGUGAUGACACUCAGUGUGUCUGAUGAGGAUGUGUCGGUCCUCCGCCGUACGAUGGCCCUUCUCGGGCCAGACCAUGUGCUUGUGAAGCGGUUUGACCGGUGCGAAAGCGAAAGAGCAGCACAGAGGACGAUGACACAUUGCCUGUGUGGGUUUCAGGACUCAGUGGCCCGACCAGGAGGUGCGCCAGACGUCCCUCAGGUUGCUGCAGCUCGUCGUCGACUUUGCCCGCCGUUUUGCCAUGCCGUCCGGCCGAUUUGUCCAUCCGCCGGUGGUGGCGCCGCACGAGAAGGCCAUCUUCGGUGUCGAGUUGGGAAUGUACGGCCUCAGUUCGAUGCCGCCGGUGCCGGGGGACAGCACGAUCAUCAAGACGGCCGACGAGUGGCUGGCGGUGAUGAAGAUGGCCGACAAGAGGAUCGCUGUCGCGCCGUCACUGCUGUACAAGUGAGCUCAGACAGACAUGCCGGGCACACAGAGAUCGUUGUUGUGCGCUGAUAUCAGGUCGAGUCGUGACACGUUUGGAUAUCCGUCUUUCCUCAACAAUGUGACCGGCAAGAGCGGCCUGCUGUUCGCCCUCCGAGAUGGCGACACGCACCGAUUCGGAGCCUUCAUCGAUGGCGAACUCAAGCCACCAGACGACCCCAAGCAGGGCAACAUCUACAAGGUGCCCGUCUUCCUUUAUUCCCUGUCGGGUGCGUACGAGACGCCGACCAAGAUCGAGCUACCCAAGGACAAGCAGACGGUGGGGGUGGCCGGCACAGAGGGGGCGGCGAAGGACAAGAACGACGUGCCGCGUGCCAAUGUGGCCAUUGCCAACGGCAGCCUCUGGUUGGGCUUUGCCAAUCCUGGUCCGGCGGCCGACCUCAGCAGCUGCCAGCAGUGGAUAAGGAGGCAGCACCUAGCGAACGGAUACAGCGGCGGGAUCAACACGAAGGAUGAUGAGGGCUACCUCGCCAGGAAGCUCAACUUCACUGCGAGCGAGAUCGAGGUUUGGCACGUGCAGGUAACUCAGGGAUAUGAAAGGCGUUGGGCACACCGACAUGUAUCAGACUGUGUGUCUAUGUCUUCUGCAGGCACCUCGCCAGCACGCUCAGCUUCACGUGCGAUGA
This is a messenger RNA of Vitrella brassicaformis, 2139 nucleotides long. The record is from the annotation of a GenBank genome assembly. Lineage: Eukaryota; Vitrellaceae.